Messenger RNA from Letharia columbiana, 741 nucleotides. RefSeq lists its product as uncharacterized. The transcript has 3 exons. The record is from RefSeq and is a predicted model, not a curated record. NCBI's taxonomy places the organism in Eukaryota, Fungi, Ascomycota, Lecanoromycetes, Lecanorales, Parmeliaceae. The coding region runs from base 1 to 741 and encodes 246 amino acids.
AUGCAACUAACAAGACUGGCAUGGCUGGGAGGUUUCCUUAACUUGGCCUUUGGAGAGCCACAAGGUUACGGCUAUGGUUAUGGCGGCUUCUCAUUCCCCAGUUUGAAAACUACGGGUACUGGGACCAGUCCGCCCACUCUCUCCACUGGUGUGAGUGGCACCGCUCCCGGUACCACUGUCCCAUCAACAUCUGCUCCUUACGGGAACUAUUCAUCGAGCUCCUACUUCCCUUCAGGCACCGCGCCGUUUUCCACUGGAAGUUCAAGCACCAGUGCCGACCCCAACACCACUACCAUCAGUGGCAGUCCUACUCCAUCCGCCAAUGCCACAUAUGGUACAGUCAGCGGGGCUCCAUACAAGACAUCCAAUUCUAGCAUCUCAGGAUACCCAACCUACUAUCCUUCUCACGGGCCAUAUCCUCUCCCAUCGUCUUUGUCGCGUUCUACUUCUUACCCAUCGGGCACCAUAGGCAGUGCUGUCUCUACCAAGGUCUCGGGUAACACAACAACCAUCGCAUCGACCGGAGACCCUUCAGCAAAGAAAACCAUCGCAUCCACCGGAGACCCAUCUGCGAAGACCAUAUCAGCCAGUGGCACCGCCGGAUCAACAGGCCUCGCCUCAGCGCCAUCGUCCUUCGUCACGUACACCGCUCCUACGGGAAUCCCUUCCGAGUACUACUUUCACCACAAGAAGCCCAAGCGUAGUGCUCACUACGGCGGCGGCUAUGCCUACUACGCUUAA